Rotaria sp. Silwood1 is the source of this 1575-nucleotide messenger RNA. Lineage: Eukaryota; Metazoa; Rotifera; Eurotatoria; Philodinida; Philodinidae. The record is from the annotation of a GenBank genome assembly.
AUGAUGGCCAAAAAUAUGCAACUUCACAGUGACGAACAUCGUUCGGGUUAUAUUCUUCGCCUUCAACAUUUUACUCUCGAUGCAAUAUUAUCGAUAUGGCAAAGACUUUUAGGUCGUCGAUACUCGAUUCCAUUGCCUUUCAUCUAUUUACGCGGCGAUGAAUCAUCCCAUUUUCAUGAACGUGGAACCAAGUACGAACGAUGGCAUGAUUAUCCAGCUUAUGGCGCCGACAUUCGGCAUGGAUGUCUACCAAAUUAUUUCGGUCAUAUCUUAUUCGGUAAAUUGAAAAGUUUGCCCAAUCCAACUCAUCCUCAAUAUCGAGGUGAUCGCAUCUACAUAAAGCCCGAAGAAUAUGGAUUACAACGAUUUCCACAUUAUAUUGCACGUAAGAUGGUAUUUGAAAAGAUCGUUGUAAAUCUAUUGGAUAAAUAUUUAAGUAAUUAUAUUGAAAAUUUGGAUUAUAAAAAGCUUAAAGUGGAUAUAUGGAGUGGUAAUGUUAUGCUAGAAAACCUUUAUCUAAAACCAAAUGCUCUUGCUGAUCUUCAUCUUCCAGUAACUGUAACCAUUGGAUACCUUAGAAAACUGACACUUCAAGUUCCAUGGAAAAAUUUAUAUACACAUCCAACAAAACUCACUAUCGAUGGACUCUAUGUACAUGUUAUACCCAAAAUUGAAAUUGAAUAUAAUGCUAAGCAAGAUGAAAAAGAACAACAUGAAGCUAAAAUGAAAGAAGUUGAUAAAAUUGAAAAUAUUUAUAAAGACAAAGAAGUUCCUCAGAAUAUAAAAAAGAUUGAAAAAGAUAAUGAUACAUUUAGCGCAAGAGUGAAAUUACAAAUUAUUCAAAAUCUUGAAUUAUUAAUUCGUAAUAUUCAUAUUGUUUAUGAAGAUAAAACAACUAAACCAAAUCAUCCAUUUGCAUUUGGUAUCACACUUAAUUACAUUACAUUUCAAACAACUAACAAAGAAUGGAUACCAACAAUAAUCAAAGAGAAUAGUCCAGUUAUUUACAAACUUGGCGAGUUGAAUGCUUUAUCAAUUUAUUGGAAUACAAAUAUUAAAUCAAAUUCAAAUUUACCAAGAAAUGAAAUCAUUGUAGUCUUUCAACCAUUCAAUGUUAAAACUAAAUUAAUCAUAACAAUGAAACCUCGUCAACAAAAAUUCGAAAGGCCUAUGUUUUAUAUAACCAUCGAUGUAGGACAUAUUAGUAUAAAUUUAAAUCGUGCUCAGUAUUUGGAUAUACUUGAUUUACUUGAAUUUCAAGAUCAUAUGACUGCGAAAUUGAAGUAUAUUAAAUAUCGACCUAAGAAAUUCGAUAAAACAAUACAAAAAUGGAUAUUUGCAUAUAAUGCCAUUGUGGAAGAGAAAAUUAAACCUCGUUUAGCAUGUUAUAAAUGGGAAAACAUAAAAAAACAUGUAGAAAAUUGUCGAGAAUAUCGUUAUAUUUAUGUGCAAGGACUUACAGGAAAAAUAACUAAUGAACAAAAACAACACGCUGAAGAAUUAGAGAAAAAACUCGAUGUAUUCAAUUUAACAUACAUUCGUCAACGUGCUCAACUUGAAGUUUGUCUUCCUUAA